UGUAACUGGUAUCAAACCACAAGGUUGAAGCCAAACUACAAUGGAGUCCAUCACGAAAGAACCUGUAAGCCCCACGGGACAAUACUUGAAUAGCUCAGCUCUUUCCCUUUCAAUUCUUGGUGUUCUUGAAUUUGAAGUGCCAAUUGAUAAUCUGCCGGUUAUGUCGUUGAUCAAGGAUUUGUUUCUCCCCAUCAACCCACGUUUCUCCUCCAUCAUGGUUGUAGACGAAAACGGAGAGAAACAAUGGAAGAGAGUCGAAGUUGAGCUCCAUAACCACGUAAAAAUGCCCAUUUUCCCCUCUGGACUUUCACCAGAAUUUUAUGAUAAAUACUUUGAUGAUUAUAUCUCAAAAAUAGGAAUGGAACAGUUUCGAAGAACCCGACCUUUGUGGGAAAUUCAUGUAAUCAAAUACCCAACAACCACUGCGGCCGCUGUUAUGAUAUUCAAGCUCCACCAUUCACUUGGCGAUGGGUUCUCUUUAAUGGGAGCUCUUCUUUCAUGUUUACAAAGGGCUGAUAAUCCUUCCCUCCCCUUGACAUUUCCUUCAGUUCAUUUACACUCCAACAGAAACGGUAGCAAUAAUAACAACAUAUUGAAGAGUGUGUCAAAGGUUUUGUCUGUGAUUUCUAUGACAGUAUCGGACUUUAGUUGGAGCAUUAUAAAGAGUACUCUGGUUGAAGAUGAUAAAACUCCGAUACGAUCAGGAGAUGGUGGAAUUGAGUUUCGGCCGACGACGACAGCAACAAUGAUUUUCUCUCUUGAUAAAAUCAGGCAAAUUAAGACCAAACUCAGAGCGACUAUAAAUGAUGUUAUUACGGGAAUAAUCUUCCUGGGAACUCGGUUAUACAUGCAAGAGAUGAGUCAGGACUCGAGCAAAGCACAAUCUACAGCAGUAAUAUUGCUAAACACCAGGGUGUUUCGAAGCUACGAAUCAGUAAAAGAUAUGGUCAAACCUAAUGCCAAGGCACCUUGGGGGAAUCGUUUUGCCUUCUUGCAUGUUUCCAUACCUCACUUAACGGAUGAUGCUACAUCUUCAAACCCUUUGGAAUUUGUUUUGAAAGCACAACAAAUCAUUAGUGCCAAGAAAAACUCUUUAGCUGUUUACCUCACUGCUCAGCUUCUUGAGAUCUUGAAGAAAUUUAAAGGCCCUGAAGCAGCAGCUGGAUUUAUCCAUGGAACUUUAAAGAACACGAGCAUGGGAAUCUCAAAUCUAAUGGGGCCCGUGGAACAAAUGGCUCUGGCUAAUCAUCCAGUGAGAGGCUUGUAUUUCACAGUGGUUGGUGUACCUCAGAGUCUUUGCAUAACAAUAGUAAGUUAUACGGGAAAGCUAAGGGUUGCUGUGGGAGCAGAAAAAGGCUUCAUCGAUACCCCAAAGUUUAAGUGUUGCGUAGAGAAUGCAUUUCAGAUGAUACUCAAAGCUGCAUGUGAAAGUACUGGUACUCCUCAACACGUUAGAGAGUGACACAAAAAUGUCUUCCCCAUUAAUUGGCUUCCUUGAGGGCUAAUUAAGCUACUGUUCUCUUACAUACGCCAUGUCAUUAUCAAAAUGUUUUCAUUAAUUUAUUGUUUCCAUUUGUAUUAAUUUAUACUACCUAUUGUCUCGUAUUAUGUCCU
Messenger RNA from Pistacia vera, 1614 nucleotides. RefSeq names its product O-acyltransferase WSD1-like. Lineage: Eukaryota; Viridiplantae; Streptophyta; Magnoliopsida; Sapindales; Anacardiaceae. Gene Ontology annotation, molecular function: diacylglycerol O-acyltransferase activity; long-chain-alcohol O-fatty-acyltransferase activity. The transcript has 5 exons. The coding region runs from base 41 to 1462 and encodes 473 amino acids. Gene Ontology annotation, biological process: triglyceride biosynthetic process. The record is from RefSeq and is a predicted model, not a curated record. Gene Ontology annotation, cellular component: plasma membrane.